UGUGGUGUUUCAGGAGCGCAGCAUCGUCGCACUCUCACGAGCGCGUUUGACUCGCCUUUUGUUUGAACAGUCUCGUGAACAUUUUCCCCGUUUCCCUUCUUCUUACACACGGAUACACGUUUCACGGAAAGCAUCGUUUAUGGUCCUGGCUGAAGAUUUCACGAUGUCUCGCACCGACGAGGUUCACCGCUUUACGGAAAAUGUCUACAAGACCAUCAUGGAGCAGUUCAACCCCUGCUUACGGAACUUUGUUGCCAUGGGGAAGAACUAUGAGAAGGCCCUCGCCAAUGUGACGUUUGCUGCCAAAGGCUACUUUGACGCCCUGGUCAGAAUGGGGGAGCUUGCCAGUGAAAGUCAAGGAUCCAAAGAUUUGGGGGAUGUGCUGUUCCAGAUGGCUGAGGUCCACAGACAGAUCCAAGUGCAGCUAGAGGAGAUGUUGAAAUCGUUCCACAAUGAACUCCUAUCUGAACUGGAGAAGAAGGUGGAGCUGGACUCCCGUUAUCUGACUGCCGCCCUGAAGAAAUACCAGAUGGAGCACAAGAAUAAAGGGGAGAGUCUGGAGAAGUGCCAGGGUGAGCUGAAGAAGCUGCGCAGGAAGAGCCAGGGCAGCAAGAACCCAUCAAAGUACGGAGAGAAGGAGAUGCAGUUUGUGGAAACCAUCAGCGGUAAGCAGACAGAGCUGGACACUUUCAUUGCUGAGGGAUACAAGACAGCCCUGUCUGAGGAGCGUCGCAGGUACUGCUUCCUGGUGGACCGCCAGUGUGCCGUGGCCAAGAACAGCAGCGCCUAUCAUGGCAAGGGUAAAGACCUCCUCACCCAGAAGAUCCCAGUGUGGCAGCAGGCCUGCUCAGACCCUAACAAGCUGCCGGAGAGGGCCAUGCUCCUGGCCCAGCAGAUGGGCUCUGCUGCACUCGGGGGAACCAGCCCCCUGCAUACCUCCAAAUCAAACCUGGUCAUCUCGGACCCCAUCCCAGGGGCUCAGCCUCUUCCUGUGCCCCCAGAGCUGGCUGUGUUCAUGGGAAGCGGCCUGGGACACCCAUCGAGGAUGAUGGGCCCUGAUGGUAUGUCCAUGGUCAAUGGGACAACAGGAGUCCAUGGGGAGGAAUACUGGACAGAUGGAGGGACUAUGUCCCAAGUCAGGCCUUCGUCCCCUCAGACCCAGGCACAGGGCCCGUCCCAGGCUCAGCCCCAGAGACAGGUCAGCGAUGUGUACUCCAACACCCUCCCUGUGCGCAGGCCUGCCCCCGCCAAGAACAAGAACCCUGUGGGUGAGACACGAACCCUGCCCAGAUCCAGUUCCAUGGCAGCAGGCCUGGAAAAGAACGGGCGUGCUCGUGUCCAGGCCAUCUUCUCUCAUGCUGCGGGUGACAACAGCACCCUGCUCAGCUUCUCUGAGGGAGAUGUCAUCACUCUGCUAGUGCCUGAAGCCCGUGACGGCUGGCACUAUGGUGAAAAUGAGAAGAACAAGAUGCGUGGCUGGUUCCCUUUCUCCUACACUCGUGUGCUGCCUGAGAGUGACAGCGAGAAGCUCAAAGUUAAUUUGCACCAUGGGAAAAGUAGCAGCACAGGAAACUUAUUGGAGAGCGACCCAUCCCUGCCCACACCUGACUAUGGCCUGACUGCCCGACUGCUGGCGCAGAGCCUCGCACAGACCCGCCCACGCCCCUACAGCAUGGCAGGCUUUGGCACACAGCCUGCUAUUGAGGAUUAUGAUGGCCGCUUUGCCACAAGUUUGGGUCCAGAAUUGUCUCGGUUCUGAGGGAAAAGGACCUCCUGACCGUUCCUUGGAGGUCUACCUCCGGCCCACCUUCACUGAUGACCGAUCUGCACCCAUCUUCUACUAGCAGCCUGCUGUUCCCCUUUUUGUCCACUAAUGGGCCUUUUAUUUUGAAAGUGAGAAACAGAAUUUCUAACAUUAUCAAGUUAAAGUUACAUAAAGAAGGCCCAGAGGUGAGACUGAGGGGGGAAAAUCACCUAAAGGAACAUGUUACAUGACUAAGAAUUACGUUUCUUUGCUGUGGAAUUCACUCCAAGAAUUUGGGGUCAACCCUUCUGAUAUUUUUUAAAUGCUUUCACAAACUUUGAAUGUCUCAACCGGAGCGUUCACGUGGCAGCAUAUUAUUAUUAUUUUUUUUUUGUUAUUUAGUUUACACCAGUUGUGGAUACAGUAUGGCUGAUAGGUUUGCUAGUGAUGCUGUCACAUUAUUGUUUAUCUGCACUUCUACAAUGGGAUCUUUUGCUGUUUUGCAACACUAUACACUGUAAAUUUCACAUGAGGAUUAUUGCCAUUAAUGCACAGUGAAGGAACAUUAGAUGUAUAGGGUGGAUUUGAGAUGCUGGAUUUUCAGUGCAUCAAGAAAGGCGCACAAUUCAAGAUAGGAUACUGCCACAGAUUGCUUUAUUUCUGCUUUUGUUAAGUGAUAAAAUACUAUAUAUCUUCUAGUUGUGAUACAGUAUGCCCAUAUUUUUAAUGUGGGAACUGUGCCUUUGACUUUUUAUUUUAAACAUAUGCUUCAAGCUGCAUUGACCCAAUCAUUCUGUAAACUGGUUUGAGGGCAUAUGCAUCACACUUGGACUUGUAUUUUUUUAUAUUCUGGAAAAUAUCAGAGGGAAACUAUCCCUUUUUAUUGUCUUUGUUUGUAAAUUUAAGAUAUUUUUGCUUAGCUUCAGUACAGUGCAGUUUCAAAAACACAGAAAUGACACAAAAAUCGUUCUUUCUCUUAUUUCAUUAAUAUCUAAGCUGCCGGAUAGCCAAGAGAUGAAUUAAAGUGCAUAAAUAAUGGGUCUUUUUAUAUGUAGCUUUGAGGGAGUGGUAGCUUAUUCUAUAAGGUACAGUAUUAUCAUGGCUUUUGAUCAUUCAUGCUCAGUAUUACACUCAUCUGGGAGAAAAGUUUAGAGCAGAGGCAUUUAUCUGUGUUGGAAUAGUCGGAACUGUAGGAUGGAAAAGCAAAAUGGUUGAGAGAGGUCUGGCUGCGGACCACAGAUUUCAGACGCCCCAUCUUGCAGACCCAUGUGGGAAGCUGCCUCUGUCAGAAUAGAAGGGAUGUAAUUUGCAAAUAUGUUUCAUAUUUUUUCUCUUUUUUAAUUAAGAAACAAAUUCUGGUAUUGCAAUAAUGAAAAAACACAUUGAAAACAUUGCAGACUAAGCCAUAUUUCAUGAAUAAAACAGAAAAAAAGGUCUGAUAUCUUAUCUACGGUUAUAUUAUGUAUUGACCUGUUUUAAAAAUACUUAUGUGAAUGGUUGCUCACUUUUUCAUCGUUAGCUUUAGCUUAACCAAACAUAGUUUCACUAGCUACUAGGACUGUACGGUAUCAAAAUCUCACGGUACAUUAAUACCUCGGUAAGUCUAAGGUAUGGUAUUUAUUGUGCUGUCAAAAAACUCUAAAUAACAAAUGAGAACUUGGAAAUAAAGGGAUGUCGGCAUUUAUUAAACAACACUUGCACUUUGAAUAUUACAAUAUGUGCAAAAAAGUGCUAUAGGUGUGCAUUAGGCUUUUAACAUAUACCUAUACUUUGGCUCCAGCAUGUUUACUGACCUUCUAAAACUUUUGUUGUCACUGCAGUCUGUUAGUGUCUGCAUCUUGUUUUGUUUGUCGCCUUUUCUCAUGUCUUGACGCUGGGAAACUAAAAUGCUUCCACAUGCCUGAUUCAAAGGUUGCUGAAGUCUCUAUAAUGUCAAAAACCUUGUCACUCAGUUCCCCACUAGUAGCAUCAACCAUUUUUGCGCUGUAAGAUAAAGCAAGUGGAGCGCAAAGGAUGAUGGGUACACAGGGCAGACGGUAACUGUAGUUACCAAUUCCCUUUGCUCAGCCCCACAAAAAAAAAAAGAGUUGACCUAAUAGAAUUAAGAAAUAUCUAUUACAACGACACUGUGGAAUAAACCAUACUGUUAAUUCUCUAUUAGCUAAGUAAUUAACAUUAUUAUGUAAGCUACAUAAUAAUGUACUAACGUAGCACUAACGUAGCUACAUUAGAUUUAACUGGAGCUUAUGUAGCUUAAGCAAGGCACCGAUCACAUAUCUACUUCUAACACAGGUCUUGCUUUAGCAAAAAUAGCAAGUAGCUAAAGUAACUUUUUUCUUUAGUUUUGAUCAUAAUGUUAACUUACAUAACUAACGUAGCUUCAAUAGCUUUAAAUUAAACUUCAUAGCUACAUUAUCUAUGUAUUUAACAUAGCUUUGUUAGCUUUAGCCUUAGCUACAUUAGCUAUGUAGUUAUAUUUCCUACAUAGCUAACAUAGCUUCAAUAGCUUUAAAUUGAACUUCAUAGCUGCAUUAUCUAUGUAGCUUACAUAGCUUUGUUAACGUUAGCCUUAGCUACAUUAGUUAUGUUACCUACAUAGCUAACGUAGCUUCAGUAGCUUUAAAUUUAACUUCGUAGCUUUAUUAUCUAUGUAGCUUACAUAGCUUUGUUAACGUUAGCCUUAGCUACAUUAGUUAUGAAGAUAUGUUACCUGCAUAGCUAACCUAGCUUUGAUUGCUUUAGAAUUAGCUACGUUGUCUAUGUAGGUGUCAUAGCUUUGUAAGCUUUUGCCAUAGCUGCUGUAGCUGUGUUAAAAGUGUUUUCAUAGAGGAUUAGCUUUUUUCCAUAAGUAGACUGUUAAUUAAACAUUUUCUAAUCAGGUUGUACAAGUCAGGUUUUUGACUCUUAACUUUUUGUAACAUAACUUUUACCCUUACCCUAACCGGCAGGUUAAUCCAAUUUUAUUUUUAACGUUUUAGUGUAGCGGCUCACUGGGCGUCGGAGAUCUGCAGUCUGCAGCCAGACUGUCUUGAAAUGGUUGUAGGGUUGAGCUGAUAGUCUCUCAAAGGGCAAUACUUCAACAGGUACAUCAUAGGAUGCCAAUUCUCCAAUGGUGAGUCUUUUACACUGAGUGAUUUGAUAUGGAUUUUAUUAAAAGGCUCAUUUGGGCAGCACGUUUCAAAAGCUUUUUUAUUAUUUUUAUAUAGCUUUCAUUGUCUAUUCCUCACUUUUGUCCCUGUUUGUAUUAUAUCUGUCCUGUACAGAAAGUGCUUAUAAAUUAUCUUGUCCGAAAUAAAUCUAAAUGGG
This is a messenger RNA of Cheilinus undulatus (humphead wrasse), 5050 nucleotides long. It is a transcript of the gene baiap2a, whose product is annotated as BAR/IMD domain containing adaptor protein 2a. Gene Ontology annotation, cellular component: cytosol; nucleoplasm. The record is from RefSeq and is a predicted model, not a curated record. NCBI's taxonomy places the organism in Eukaryota, Metazoa, Chordata, Actinopteri, Labriformes, Labridae. Gene Ontology annotation, molecular function: protein binding; cytoskeletal adaptor activity. The transcript has 15 exons. The coding region runs from base 140 to 1759 and encodes 539 amino acids. Gene Ontology annotation, biological process: plasma membrane organization; actin filament bundle assembly; positive regulation of actin filament polymerization.